AUCGAUGGAAUCAAGAUGGCGACUCUGGCAAAAGCGCCAAUAUAUUUACUGAAGUAGAUGUCCAAAUUUAACCGCGGUAGUGGGUUUUCCCAAGCCCCCCGGGGGUUCCGUGAGACAUGAAGACCGGGAGCAUGUUUUUGAAGAGGAAGUGACCGGAAUUAAUACCGUAACUAAGUCAGCGAGAUGUGCGAGAGCUAUGCCCGCUCGCUGCUGCGUGUUUCGGUGGCGCAGAUCUGCCAGGCUCUGGGCUGGGAUGCGGUUCAGCUCACUGCGUGCGAUCUGCUGUCCGAUGUGUUGCAUCGAUACAUCCAGCAGCUGGCCAGGGUCUGCCAUCGGUACUCUGAGCUGUAUGGGAGAACAGAUCCAGUCCUGGAUGAUGUCAGCCAGGCCUUCAGACUCCUGGGGGUGAGCCUGAGUGAACUGGAGGACUACGUCCACAACCUGGAGCCUGUGGCCUUCACCCAUCAAACGCCACUCUUCCCUGUUAGCAAAAACAAUGUCAUGCAGUUUCCCCAGCCUGGAGUCCGAGAUGCAGAGGAAAGGAAGGACUACAUUCCAGAUUACAUGCCACCCCUGGUCUCCCUACAGGAAGAAGAGGAGGAGGAAGAGGUUCUUGCUGACAUGGGCACCUCAGCCGAAGCCAUGCAGGUGGCUCUGGAGGAGGACGAGGAGGAAAUAGAUGAAGACGAGACGGUUAAUGAUGAAAACCACCCUCUAAAGAGGCACCUGGACAGUCCCGACGCCGCUAUGGGCAUGAUGCCAACCUCCAAGAGACCGCGCAUGUACCCCGGCCUCAGCCCAGAAUGGGGGGUUGAGCCCAGGGAGCCCCUUACCUCUCUCAACCCGCAACGUGUUCCCCCGGGCAUUCUGCCUUCUCAUGACAGCCUUGACCCCCUGUCACCUGAAGCACCGUCUGGAACCCUGCCUUCCUUCAGACCUCAGCCAGUAAUACCAAAACACUCUGAUCAAAAGGGCCUCACUACUCCAGGGAGAAAGCCUAAGGUCUCAUCCCCUGGCAGACAACGGACUAAGUCACCUAAAGGGGUCGUUCCUGUUCCAGUAGUUGGCAGCCCCAUCCAUUCUCCAAAGCCGUCUAAGGAAAGGAAGAAAUCCCCAGGCAGGACGAAGAGUCCUAAAAGCCCCAAAAGCCCAAAGAUGGGUCCAGCUGGUUCAGCUAAAGUAUGUCAACCUCAAAGCAAAACAGAUAGUGUGCACCAUCUACCGCUGUUAGCGCUGAGUGAGAGGAUGGGCAAAGAGAACAUCCAUAUGCGUCAGAACAUUGAGGACCGGGAGAUGGCUGAGGGACCGUUCAAGAAACUGGAGCCUGAUAACACAGCCAUCGAUGACUCCAUCGAUGCUGUGAUUGCGAGGGCGUGUGCUGAGCGGGAGCCCGAUCCCUUCGCUUUCUCCUCAGGCUCUGAUUCGGAUAGUAAUGGAUUCUCCAGCCCCAGGAGACUGACCAUCACGGAUCAGUCUACACCUAAGGUCCCGGUUGGGGGCAGCAACUUGUUAAGAGACACUUCAACGCCUCUUCACCUGCCGCCGCCGCACGUAGGCCUAGGAAACUGGACUAUGGAUGAUUCAAUUAACGAGGUGAUCCGUAAGGUCAACCAGGGCGGGCCGUCGGCCCCCGCUCAGAACCAAGCAGACUACCUGUCAUCGGGCUCGGCCUCGCCACCUACACCCGAACCUCUGCUCAAGGUGUUCGAGGACAAGAACAAGCUGGUGCCGCCGGUAGACGUCAAGAAAAAACCGAAGAAGGAGCUGAAAACUAAGAUGAAGAAGAAGGAGAAAGACAAGCCCAAAGACAAAGAUCGGGAAAAGGACAAGGGCAAACUCAAAGAGAAGAAUAAGGAUAAGAACAGGGAGAAAAACAAGGACUUUUCCAAGGAUGGCAAGAUGCCCUGGAAAGAGUUUGGAGUCAAGGAUGAUGACCACUUUCUUCUGCGAGAUUUCACUCUGCCUGAGGGCUCCAUCAAAAUCAAAUCAAGAGAAGGAGACGCUCCGAAGAAGGAGAAGGAGAAGCAUAAAGACAAAAAGAAGGAUAAAGAAAAGAGUAAAAAGGACAAAGACAAGAAAGAGAAGAGUAAAGACCGGAGCAAGGAGGACAAGCAGAAGCAGUCUGCGUUAUCCGCCUUUUCUCUGAUUGAAUCCCAACCACUGUUCAGCCCCUCGACCUGCCUGCGCAUCCCCUCCAUGCUGCCUCCUCUCGCCCCGAUCCUCCAGGAUAAGGAGGUGAAGAGCAAGGAGAAGGACAAGAAGAAAGACAAGAAAGAGAAGAAGAAGAAGAAGGAUAAGGAGAAGGACAAGGAGCGAGAGAAGGCCAAAGAAAAGGAGCGGGAGAAAGAAGAGAAGAGGAAAGAAAAGGAGAGGGAGAAGGAGAAACGGGAAAAGGAGAAGGAGAAAGAAAAGGAGAGGAUUCGAUUGGAAAAGAUAAAAACAGACACUCCAGCGGCCUUACCAUCUCCAGUUAUCCCCAGACUGACCCUCAGAGUGGGAGCAGGCCAGGACAAGAUUGUUAUCAGCAAGGUGGUUCCAAAUUCAGAGCCCAAGACGCCGGUGCCCAAGACCCCCGCUGCCAAGUCGGGGCCUGGGAAUCGUCCUCGGACGCCUCCGCCGCCCCCGAUACUCGCCCCAGUCGUACCCACUCUGCCCCCGCCUCCCACGCCGCUCCCACCCGCUCCUCUGCCGUCGUCGUCUCUUCUCGCCCCGGCUCCUAUGCUUCCUCAUGGCGCUUCCAUGAAACCACCGGUCCGCAGCGUAGUGACCGAGACUGUCAGUACUUACGUGAUUCGAGACGAAUGGGGGAACCAGAUCUGGAUUUGCCCUGGAUGCAACAAACCUGAUGACGGCAGUCCCAUGAUAGGAUGUGAUGACUGUGACGACUGGUAUCACUGGCCUUGCGUUGGAAUCCUCACAGCGCCUCCCGAAGACCAGUCGUGGUUCUGCGUCAAAUGCUCCAACAAGAAGAAGGACAAAAAACACAAGAAAAAGAAACACAAACCACACUGAGACUAUGCAAAAAGCACAUAUUUGGACUUUCCUUGGACUAAAGCCAUCAAUAAACUCUCGUGGCACUGCUGUAAAAUAAAAAAAGAAAGUCAAAACAGUGGCUGAUACGAACUUCUGAUUGAUUUUUUUUUUUUUUUUUAAUGAUGUCAGCCAUGAUGCAUCGUGAGUUGAUAAGAAAAAAGGCUUCAACCAGCACAUAUUCGGCCUUAGCUCUCCCGUGGGCUCUGUGGUUUUUCCACUAUUCGCCUAAAAACUGUUUGCUUGUCGUUCUUGGCGUCCAGUCGUUGUAAAUGCUGUCAGCGGCGUCCGCUCACGGAGACCGUGGCGGUUUGUCGCAGAACAGAACAGAGAGCAACCCACACCUGUCGUCUUUAUUUCUGUUUCUUUCCACGAAAACAAGUGACCACUAUCUCGAGCGUUUCUCCUGUUUCCUGCGGUGUCAAACAGAUUUCAUGUAUAUAUAACGAAGACAGCAUCAGGCAUGUAUAAAUUUGUAAAUACCAAUUCCCACGCCAAGUGCAUUUUCUUCUUAGGAUUUUGACCUGUUAAAUCCAUUUUCACAUAUUGGUUUUUAAACAUGAUUUUCUGUAAUUUCUGUACAUUUUUUAAAUUUAAAGUUUGUAUUUUUUUUGCCCCUCAUAUGGAUUAGUCCUGGAGUUAUACUGUAGCUGUGCUUGUAUUGUAAUUCAUUUCGCUGAUAUUUCAAUAUUAAAGGUGGACGGUCUGUGUAGUCACAGACUUUAAGAUGUAAAUCUUGUCAACAUGGAAACUGUACACAGAUCUUCUGUCAAACCCA
Mugil cephalus (flathead mullet) is the source of this 3808-nucleotide messenger RNA. It is a transcript of the gene taf3, whose product is annotated as TAF3 RNA polymerase II, TATA box binding protein (TBP)-associated facto. Lineage: Eukaryota; Metazoa; Chordata; Actinopteri; Mugiliformes; Mugilidae. The coding region runs from base 184 to 3012 and encodes 942 amino acids. The transcript is spliced from 7 exons. Gene Ontology annotation, molecular function: protein heterodimerization activity. Gene Ontology annotation, cellular component: transcription factor TFIID complex. The record is from RefSeq and is a predicted model, not a curated record.